AUGAUGCGACUGAUUUGCACCGUUUAUCUCGCCGUGUCGGACGACCUGACAGUGCCAUUGGAAGAAGCCUGCGAUGCUGGAGACCAGGAGUGUGCCUUGUCCUUUCGGCAGCUGCGUGGUCAGCAGGCAGAGGUCGCGGUUUCUCGUCAUCGGUCCUUUCCCUUUGGCGAUGAGGAGGAUGACGAGGAGAUCGACGAGGGUGAUGAAGACGUUGAGGAGGAGAUCAGCAAGGUGAAUGAGACAGCCCUCCAAGACAAGAGAGAGUCAGAGGAGGGUGGCACGUGCUGCUACAGUGGCGAGAACAGCAAGGACCUGUGUGGCACCUGCUACCCCAUGUCCAUGGCACCCUACACGAGCAAAUGCUCCAAGAAGGACAACUGCAUGGGCUGCGGUGGCACCUGGUGUCAGAGCAAGUGUGUCAUCGGCGCUGCUGACCCCUUUCGCAAGUGCCAGACGGCCUACCCCACGGGCGUGUCCAAGGACCCAGCGUGCAGCAAAGAUAAGGCCGGAUGCACCGGUUGUAAUGGUGAAUGGUGCCGUGCAGGCUACAACUCGCACUUUGUGAUGGGAGAGAACUCGCAUGGCCGCGAAGUGCCCGAGUACGUGGCCGGAGAGGAAUUCGAUGGCAUUUGCUGCUACCGUGGGGAAGAAAAGAACGACACCCGGCACCUGCGCGGACAUCGCCAAAGACACGACCUGCUCAGUCAAGAGCCGCUGCAGUGGCUGCGGUGGCACCUGGUGAAGGCCUUUAAGGACCCAGAGGAUCCAUGCAAAUCUGCCGAGCCCAUUACUGGCAUUGCGGAGCGUUGGGAUUUCUGCGCCCUCAACGAGAAGCACUGCAGCAACUGCAAAGGUGCCCGGUAUAAGCCAGGCGUGAAGUAUGAGCCAAUCAGCGACCAGCGACUCACAGCGGAGAACCACACGGCCACACAGGAAGCCGAAGAGGAAGUGGCCAACGACGAUAGCCUGGACGACCUCUUCCCCGAUGGCCUGGCGGACACCGCCAUCCACGACCUGCCAGUGGACCCUGCGCAGUCCACGGCCCCGCUGGGCCCGGAGAGCCCUGGCGAGGACGAGGACUCUGAGGACUCCCAGGAGCUGCCCGUGGCGUAGGAGGAUCAAGGCAUCAUGACUCUCGAGUCCAUUUGAGGAAUGCCCAAAUUUUUGAUGGCCGUGUUGUGCUGCCACAAACUGGCAUCGCAAUGGCAUCGCAUUUUGUGGACCAAUGCAUGCACGAAAAAA
Cladocopium goreaui is the source of this 1242-nucleotide messenger RNA. The record is from the annotation of a GenBank genome assembly. NCBI's taxonomy places the organism in Eukaryota, Dinophyceae, Suessiales, Symbiodiniaceae.